Molecule: messenger RNA, 2681 nt
Organism: Dermacentor andersoni
Lineage: Eukaryota; Metazoa; Arthropoda; Arachnida; Ixodida; Ixodidae
Product: endothelin-converting enzyme 1-like
Biological process (GO): protein processing
Cellular component (GO): plasma membrane
Molecular function (GO): metalloendopeptidase activity
Source: RefSeq, a predicted model, not a curated record
AUACGACCUCGGCGUCAGCGAAAACGCGUAACGGACGCUGCCGUCAGGUGAGCCAGUGCCACACGUCAGCUCGCUGACUCUUUGUACACGCAGACGAUGCGCGUAGUUGUUUAGUGUUCUUCGAAAGCCAUUUUUUUUUGCUUAACCUGGUCAUCAGUCUCUCAGGACCGCUGACAGGCGGGACACCAAGCCACUAACACUCACUAGAAGAAGUGGGUUCCAUUUUGCCUUUGAGAAGCUCAGAAGAAGAAACGGGAAAAAGAAGACUUCAAACAGGAUGCGCCACCAUCCACUGUGCAGUUGAAAGAAGCAGCCGCCGCCGAACCUUCAUGUGCGCCAGCUGACGCGAGACCUGUGUCCUCGGCGAGCCCCAAGGGUCUGAAGGCAGCGACGUCCACACGUCCUCCCGGGAAGCGAAAGCUCGAGCAACGUUCAACCUCAAAAGGAGCUGACAUCCUCAAAGCCCUUGCGCCGUUGAAACCCACUCCGGAGGAGGAAGCCGCUGGGAAGUUCUCUGUCAAGGGCAUGAAAGCGUUGCUGGACGUUCGCGCGGAGCCACCCUCCUCAUUGGAGGCCACGUACAAAACGUUGGCCGUCUCUUGGCUCGACAACGAAACCAAACAAGUUGCCGUGGAGAAGUUGGCGAACGUGCACACUGUGUUGUGGCCUUCCAAGCAGUUCUUCACGGCGGAGGCACUCCGCAAGGUUUACGCAAACUUCACCUACAACGCUUCGUCCUUCGCCGAGUACUGGAUCGAGACGCGUCGCAGCCAGCGCCUGAUGUUCGGCUCCGAGGCGGCCGAAGAGGAGCAGCUCCUAGGCGACAGCACCCAGCUGCCGUACGCGGAAUACGAACACGUGCUGAACCGCCUCUCUCUCUCAUUCGGAGCGCUGGCACCUCCGCUCUACUACAAGAAUGGCACCAAUGCCAUGUUGCAUGGCGGCCUGCUGUACUUUUACGCUCGUGCGCUGAUCCCUGCCAUCGACAACGAGGGAGUCAAGAUCGACCCGCAAGGCAAUAUCGUGUCGUCUUGGUUGAGUCACAACACUCAGGACAUUUUCGAGCAGCGAACGCUACGCUGCCUACCCGGAAACACCAGCAUCUUCCCGGAAGUUCCGGCAAUGGAGGUGGCCUAUGGAGCAUUCAAGCGACACCACCUCGAGAAUAAUAGCCCGCUAUCUGAGGAAAUGACCGAGGAGAAGGUGUUCUUCAUAACUGCCUGCCUCGCCAGUUGCGCUACGACACCUGCCGACAAUCUCUAUGGUGGUGACUGCAAUAAGGCUGUGAUGAACUUCGAGCCAUUCGCCAAAGCCUUCAAUUGCCCCGCCGGUUCCAAGAUGAAUCCUGCGUCAAAGUGCACUUUUUACGAUUGACGUGGUCCGUCCUGCUUGAUUGCACAACUCUUUCUUAAGUAAUGCUAUCUUUCAUUGCUGCGUGCGCGUGUACGUGUGUGCCUGUGAUACAAAGCUGUUUUAUCACUGACCUGUUACCGGCAUUUCAUUUCGCCAUGAUUUACACUGCGGGGCUGAACUCAUCGUGGACUGUUUCAUUCGCGAAUUGUGCCUUGUUUCCCCGCAUUCACGGCAGUGCUGGACUGUUUUCUUUUGAACUAUGUGGUUUUCAUUUCGUCACAAUUUCGAACAUUUUCAGCACCAAUUAUUCCGUAUUGCUUUGCACUUUGGCAUCGCUAAUCGUAGUAAUGUGCCGCAUUGCGCUUUCGUAUGCGAGCAGCCUAUGGUUGCUGUAACAAAGCAAGAGUAAUCUGCCUUUUACAGAAAGUGCCACAGUCUCGUCUUACCUUUCAGAUUUUCUGACGCUGUACGUUUUCGCCAUGUUAUCUUCCAUAGUCGGCGGCUAUGUAAGCCCACAUCUAACCUCGACGGAAUUUUUCAUUCAACACCAUGGUUGCUUCGUUAUUUGAGCGCUACGGUUAACGUUAUGGGAUCAUUCGUGCCGUGUCAUUUUGUGCGCAUUCGCUUUUCAGCAAGAACUCAUUGAAGCUUCUGUGGCACUACUAGAGUGGACACAUCACAGCAUGAGGGCAACCACGCUCCUGUUGACUUUUGAAAGCAGCGUUGCCCUUGAUCAAUGUCCUACUGUCGAGUACGAAUUUGUGUUUUGGAUAUGGAAAAUCAAAGAAAUGGAUCUAAUGUCAGCAUUGAGGAGGAUGUCUAGAAAUGAGAAGCUUAUUUCUAAUUUUUUUCUUGAAUACUCGAUGCCAUUACGAAUUUCCUAAAUCGGUAGCAAGCACUUGAAUCUAUGAAAAAAAGUAAUCUUUCGCCCGGAUGACUUUUGAAUUACGUUUUCAUCAGCGACCGUUCAAGUCAAGUGCAGAUUUAUUCCUAGCGGGAAAAAACGUUACCCGAAAGCAAAGGUGAAAAGACAGAGCUAUCCAGUAGCACUUUAUGCUGUCCCAAUUUAUCCAAUGAUCAUCUUCAGACAGCUGCUUCGGAAUGGUCGCAGCAAAAGAAACAUCAGCAACAGCCUGUCUUUAGUUGAAGUAAGCUUAAUUCAUGGUGAAAGGGUAAAAAUUUGCAACGAGCGUUAAAAAUUAUGGCAUGGAGUUAGCACACUGUUUUUUUUUAAAUGUUGGCACUACAAGCCCCAGUUCUUAUUUUUUGGUCGCGGCUUAGUGGUGAAGUAUUCUGUGUUAGCAUAAUAAAAAGUUUUAUUAAGAAGA